AUGGGUGCCACUAAUGUCGACUCCCUUGUUGGUCAGCUGACCCUAGAUGAGAAGAUUUUGCUUCUGGCAGGCAAGAAUUUCUGGGAAACACACGAGAUUCCUCGUCUGGGAAUACCCUCCCUCAAAGUGACAGAUGGUCCCAGCGGCGCGAGAGGCGCCACUUUCAUUGAUGGUACACCUGCCGCAUGCUUUCCAGCCUGUGUAUCCCUGGCCGCGACCUUUGAUCGGGAGCUGGCAAGGAGAAUUGGCACGGCACUUGCCCAAGAGACGCAGUCCAAAGGGUGCUAUGUGCUAUUGGGUCCUACAGUCUGUAUUCACAGAUCCCCUCUUGGUGGUCGAAACUUUGAGUCGUUUUCAGAAGACCCCUUGUUGGCUGGCGUUUUGGCCACGGAAUACGUGAAAGGGCUGCAGGAUGAGAGAGUUGCGGCCUCUGUCAAGCAUUUUUUCGCCAAUGAGCAAGAUACGCGGCGGUUCGUCCUGAAUGAGACCAUCUCAGAAAGGGCUCUUCGCUGCAGCGAGAUAUACCUGAAACCUUUCGAAAUUGUGGUCAAGGAGGCCAGGCCAUGGACUCUGAUGUCAGCAUACCCCAAAAUUAACGGUAGUUACAUUGAUGCAACUUCUACUUGGUUGACUCAAGUCCUUCGAGACGAAUGGAAAUUUGACGGUCUCACAAUGAGUGACUGGGGAGCUGCCUCUACCGUGGCUUGUGUAGCGAAUGGGCACCCAUCGAUUGUCCAGCAUGCUAACAUGAUGAUAUCACAAAGACUGGAUCUAGAAAUGCCUGGCCCUGCUAGACAAACCGCAUCUGAGAAUGUGUACAAGGAAUUAAAGGAGGGCAGAUUGACCGAGGCUGACAUUGACGCUCGAGUUCGUGCGUCGCUUGUGCUGCUUGAGAGAGUGGGCAAGUUUGCCGACCGUGGACCAACGCCUGCUGAGCGUGCCAUCGACCGUCCAGAGCACCGUGCCUUGAUACGGGAGGCAGGGGCAUCAGCAAUCGUUCUUCUCAAGAAUGAACACGAGGUUCUCCCUAUCGACGUCAAGCAGACCAAACGAAUUGCUUUGCUGGGACCGCUUGCGAAUCACGCCUCUGCACACGGCGGUGGAAGCUCAUUCCUCACUUGCCAUUACAAGAUUGACCCUUUGCAAGCUUUCACAGAGCGCUUUGGAGGUCAGGUGGAACUCACCUACUCAAAAGGUAGAUGCGUCGUCGCCCCUUUUUCAAGCCCUGAAUUCGUCGCUGACAAAAGCUUAGGAUGUGAGAUAUACCGCUCACUGCCCGACUUCACCGCUGGUAUUGUCAACCGGGAAGGAAAACAAGGUUUUGAUGUUGAUUAUUUUCCUUCAUACGAUGCUACCGGCAAGUCACUGAAGACGGAGCAGACGCAGCGCAGUUACUUCACAACGCACGAUCAGAUUGACAUCAAGACCACGGCCAUGAGUGCGAGAAUGAGCGCGCUCUAUCGCCCAACAGAAACAGGGUCGCACUAUCUCAGUCUAUCAGGUGCAGGAGAGACGAAACUUCUAAUAGAUGAUCAUUUGGUCAUCAAACAGGAUGGCUCGAUUCCCGAUGCUAUGGCUUUCAUCGCCGGAUGCCAAGAUGAGUUGAAGGCACAGCACUAUUUUGAAGCUGGCAAGACAUACAGGAUCGAGGUAUUGACAACAAUGCCGAGUGUGAGCAUUUCAGACAGUCAUAUCCUCGACAAGCAGCUGUGCGCUCACGUGGGUUUCGUUCCCCAAGCCCAGAUGGAACACGAUCUGCAAAAAGAAGCCGUAGAGCUCGCCAAAGAGGCGGAUGUUACUCUCGUUUUCGUCGGUAACACCUAUCAGUGGGAGUCAGAAGGCCAGGACAUGAACGCCAUGGUUCUUCCGCCGUACGAGACGAGAAGCCAGGAUGCUCUUGUCUCGGCUGUUGCUGCCGUGAACCCCAAGACGGUCGUGAUGAUCAAUACAGGUGUCCCUGUGGAGCUUCCAUGGCUGGACGAGGUGGCGGGCUUGCUGCAGGGAUGGUAUGCUGGCCAGGAGGUCGGCAACGCACUCGUUGAUGUCCUUGUUGGGGACGUCAAUCCGUCCGGGAGGCUGCCUAUGUCGUGGCCCCGUAAGUACGAGCAUACGGCUUGCUAUGGUAACUUCGGGCUUGAUUCACAUUAUUCCAAGGAGGUUGAAUAUGUGGAAGGUGUCUUUGUUGGGUACCGCCAUUUCGAUCGUCACUGGAAAGAGGAGAAAGAGGUUCUUUUCCCAUUUGGCUACGGUCUCAGCUAUACUGACUUUGGCAUCAAUCAUUUUUCAGUUUCUGGGACGUUUUCAAAAGACGCUCAAACGCCUUUGGUGGAGAUGACUGUGACAGUCAAGAAUCUGGGCAGCCGAGCCGGCGCUCAAGUCUUGCAGGUCUUCGUAGUACCUCCGUUGACAGAAGGACUAGAGAGACCAGUCAAGGAACUGGCGGGAUUUACAAAAAUUUAUCUAGCACCAGGAGAGGAAAGACAGGUUCGGAUGGAGAUAAGUAAUAAUGCGGCCGCGUUUUGGGAUGAGAGUAUCAGGAAGUGGAGGGUGGUUGCGGGAUCAUAUAGUAUCCUGUGCGCAACAAGCUCUCAUCCUGAUCAUGUUAUUGAUCAGUCGGUAAUUGUUAUAGAAGAGGAGUUUACAAUGAAUGCUUGA
Messenger RNA from Clonostachys byssicola, 2655 nucleotides. The record is from the annotation of a GenBank genome assembly. NCBI's taxonomy places the organism in Eukaryota, Fungi, Ascomycota, Sordariomycetes, Hypocreales, Bionectriaceae.